AUGAAUAAAGGAAAGAAGGAGAAGAAAGAUAAGAAAGAAAAACUCGAUGAAAUGGCUGAUACAGCUGCCGAUGUGACAGAUUCUAUUCUUUAUGGAGUAGAAGUAGCUUCUCACGCUGUUGAGGCAGUAACAACAAUUGCUGUCCCUUUCGCACAAUUCAUUCCACUUAUUAGAGAUGUAACUGACAUUCUUAAUAAGGUUACAGAUUUAUACAGGACGGCUCAACAUAAUAAAAAUAUAACCGAGGUUUUGAUGGAACGCAUUGCCGCAGCAAAUUCCGCAGUUCAGAUAUUACAAGCAAGAGAAGAUUUCUUUAAUUCAAAAGAUUAUACAAGUUUACAAAGAUUAGUUCAGGUUCUUCAAAAAAUGAAAAAAUACAUUGAAGAAAUAACACAAUUUAAUACUGUACAAAAAUUUUUGGGGGCUAAAUCAAUCGAACGACAAUAUAAAGAAUUAUGUAAUGAUUAUGAUAGCAGCAUUUCCUUAUUAAAUUUCACCUUAACGGUUGGCUUUAAGAUUGAUUCAGAAAAAGAAGAUAAAAUUUUAAAGGAAGACAUCGAAGAACUUUUAAAGUUUCAAACAGCUUUGGCGGAAAGUAUCGCUGACGUGGGUGAGAAAAUGACUAGUGUAGACGAAAAAAUCGUUGGAGCUAACGACAAAGUGGAAUUGGUUAUCGAGAAAGUCAGUGAGAUGCAAAACACUAUCGAGAAAGUCAGUGAAAUGCAAAUCACUAUGCAAAAUUUGAUGAAUAAUCAAAAGAAUGAAAAAGGCAAUCAAGACAAAAUUGAUAUUAUCUUUAAUGAAUCCCUACUUCCAUUCGAAGAUUAUGAAGAGGCUGAUGAACCACCUCGAAAACAAUAUAAAUCUCUCGUAAAUAGAGCUGUCGAUCAAAAUCCAGGUCGAAGACCUAUCUUCUCAAAAAUGUUGACAGAUCUUAAAGAUAUCUUUAAUAAUUAUACUCAACAUCCCAUAAGCCGUUCCGGUUCUUUAAAUAACGGUAGACCUCCUUUACCUCCUCCCGUCCGAAAAUUGACUGUCCACACGAUUGCGGCAGCAGAUGAAGAUUGUGCUAUUGAUUUCAAUAGUAUUAAUUCGAUGAGCCUUGAAAAGGCAAUUGACGAACACAAAAAAGACAGUACGGAUAAAAAAAUUGAAAUAGAUAAUAAUGAUGCAUUCUUAAAUCAACUAAAAUAA
Molecule: messenger RNA, 1194 nt
Organism: Funneliformis caledonium
Lineage: Eukaryota; Fungi; Glomeromycota; Glomeromycetes; Glomerales; Glomeraceae
Source: the annotation of a GenBank genome assembly